CCUGUUUUAUUCUAUUUAGCGUAAUUGCUACAUUACUACUGUACAGUCUGUAUGCUAUGAAGACAUGGACAAAUUCACAGCGGAGCUCUUUCAAGGCGUUUAAAUGUUAUUUUGAGGAUAUGGUUUAAGUAUAUGUGAUACAUCAAAGUUUCAAAAGAGGUAUAAUACAUCAUGGAUAACCAUGCAUACAACGAUUCUUCUACCCCAAAUAACUUAAUUGACUUACAACCAAAUACUACAGAACAUUUGUCAGAAUUUGACCCGUUUGCACCAACUGUGCAAAAAGUGACACGAAAACCGAGCAGGCCACCACCCCCACCCCCAAAUGUGCCUCCGAGAAGAACAAAUACAGUUUCCGAGCCUCUGAGCCAGUCUGCUUUAACCACGGACCUUGUAAACUUGGAUUUGGACCCAAAAACUGAGCCGAAAUUGGUCAAUGUCAGUAAAGAUGACCCCCCAGCGAGCAUUAUGCAUUUGGACAAUUCGGGUCAAAAAUAUCCAGAUCUACCGAGACCAAAGUCAUCUUCUUUUGUGAGCUAUAUUAGCCCGACAGCCCCAAAACCUAUGGAAAUCGUGACAAAUCAAAACAAUAUAAAUUCAAGCGAUAGCAGUCGUGCAGGCAUGCACGAUGUGGGGAGAUCGGCGUUUUCGAACUUUGAAGGAUCAACUGGUAAAAAUGAGUUGACGUCUCAUUUGCUUGAAAGGGAUAAGUUGAUGCCGCUCUAUAUGGCCAAGCGACAAGAUGACUAUACCUCAACUGCACCUUUCAAUGUAUUUGUUGGGACUUGGAACGUGAAUGGUCAGUUACCAACUGAACCAUUAGAUGCUUGGGUUAGUAGUGAAGCUACCCCACCGGAUGUAUAUGCAAUUGGGUUCCAAGAGCUUGAUUUGAGCAAAGAAGCUUUUGUAUUCACUGAGUCAUCACGAGAAGAAGAAUGGAUGAGAGCUGUCAAGCAGGCCCUGCAUCCUGGUGCUUCAUAUAAACUGGUAAAACACAUACGUUUGGUCGGUAUGAUGUUAUUGGUGUUUGCUCAGGAUCGCCACCUUCAGGAUAUAACAGCAGUGGCUUCGCACCAUGUUGGAACUGGAUUGCUCGGAAAAAUGGGAAACAAGGGAGGUGUUGGGAUCCGUAUCAUGCUCCACAACUCCUCUUUAUGCUUCAUCAACUCCCAUCUUGCUGCUCAUCUGGAGGAGAUUCAGCGAAGGAACCAAGAUUACGAGGAUAUUUGCUCCAGGAUGAAAUUCCCAGAUCCUGAAGGACAAUCUAUAUCUGUGUUUAGUAACGAUGUCUUGAUAUGGCUCGGUGACUUGAAUUAUCGAAUUGAUAAACUUCCUCUUGAAACGGUAAAAGAGAGAAUAGAGAAAGGACAAUAUGAAAAACUAAAAGAACACGAUCAGCUAACAAACCAGCGGCGAGAGGGUAACGUCUAUCCCGAUUUCGAGGAGGGUGACCUGACGUUCCGACCCACUUAUAAAUAUAACCCCGGCACUGAUGAAUGGGACACCAGCGAGAAAUGUCGAUGUCCUGCGUGGUGUGAUCGUAUAUUGUGGAAAGAAUCGGCCAAAGCUAAACCAAGAAAAACAAAAAGAAAAGACUUAGUUCAACUGCUGAAGUACCAAGCUCACUUAUCAUUAAAAAUAAGUGACCACAAGCCUGUUAGUGCUGUAUUUAAAAUCAAUGUAAAAGUAAUAAACCGUGAAUUGUAUCGGAAAGUUUACGAAGAAGAAAUUCGAAGACUGGACAGAAUGGAGAACGAAUGGCUGCCUACUAUGGUGCUAAACCAACACUCACUCGAAUUUGGGACAGUAAAGUUUCAGCAAGCAGUCCAGAGGACAGUAGAAAUACUUAACACUGGACAAACACCUUGUCAUUUUGAGUUUAUCGGCAAACUUGGAGAAAAAGCGUUUUGUAAACCUUGGUUGACAGUUGGUAAACCUAAAGGAUAUGUUUUGCCAGGUGAUAAACUGGUUAUUGAGUUUGAGGUGUACGUGAAUAAGAACACAGCCCCUUCACUAAACAAAGAGGAAGACAAGAUAGAAGAUAUUUUAAUUCUACAUCUUGUUGGGGGCAAGGAUUUUUUCAUCACUGUAAACGGCAAAUACUCCCCCAGUUGUUUUGGUACUUCCAUUGAAGCUUUAUGCUGGAUGAAAAAACCUAUUGAACAAAUGGAUAGAAAAGAACUAACUAGACUGAGCUGUACAGAGUCGAGAGAUUGGCAAGUCAACAAUGAGAAGCAUCAUUCAUCGCAAAUGCUAAAUGUACCCAAAGAAUUAUGGAGGCUACUUGAUCAUUUAUACCAAUAUGCAAGACACCAGCCAGAUCUGUUCCAACAACCUGGUUUACACGAAGAAUUAAAAAUGAUCCAGGAAAACUUGGAUUCCCAGCUCCCCACUGUUGGUACUCCACUGCCAGGAUCCAACCACUCGGUGGCAGAAGCGCUCCUUAUAUUUCUUGAAGCGUUACCCGAACCAGUUAUCCCGUUUGAAUAUUACAACAUGUGUUUACAACUUUAUAAUAACUAUGAUCAGGGCCAAGAGUUAAUACACAAGAUGCCUCCCCACCAUGUUAAUGUGUUCAACUACAUUAUCUCAUUCCUACAAGAACUACCAAAGUAUGAAGAAAAUGGGUUGAAUCUUCAUUUACUUGCUACCAUCUUCAGUGGUUUAUUAUUACGGCCAUCAUCUGUACAAAGGAAACAAAACACCGAGGGUAGAAUGGAUAGGAUGAAAGCCACAAGCUUUAUUGAGAUGUUUUUGAAAAAGAAACUUAUAGAAUAAAAAAUGUACGAAAAUGUUCAAUUUUUGUUCUGAGAACAAAAUGAAAAAAGGGAUUUUUUAGUCUGUUUUUAGUUUAGUGUGUGUUUAUUUUUUAAUGGGGUAAUUUUUACUUGACGGCAAAUUUUUGGCAAGUUGCAGUUGUUCUGGCCAGUUUUAAUCUAAGGUGCUUUAUGGCCAAUAUGUAUGGGCCAUAUAUAUAUAUAUAUAUAUAUAUAUAUAUCAAUACAAAUAUACAAUGCUGCGGAAUCCCAGAUUCUGUCAUGCGUAACUAUUAAAAAUUUAUCACUUUUUUUGUGAAAACUUGUCUUAAAAAAUUGUCCACAGUUUUAUUUAAGUUAUAAAUGCCACAUAAAUUAAUAUAGAAUUACUACGCCCUUUAACUCAGUGGUAAACCUUGCCAAUUAUGUCGUGUUAGCAAUAUAUUUGUGUCCAUUUAUCUGGCUUUGCUUAUUUAAAGCCUACUUACUUCAAAGUACAAUAUAGUGUUAACCCAGUAUGUAUGUAACCAGUGGCGCAGCCAGGGGGGUUUUCAGUGGGUCGUGACCCCCCCCUUUUAAACCCCAAAAAAUAUUAAAAAAAAAUAUUUUUUUUUAAUCAAAUUUUUUUUGAUUGAAACUCCCUCAUUAUUUUUGUUCUGGCUGCGCCACUGUAUGUAACGCACAUGUUGUUAUAAGUAUGUGUUAAAACAUGGUUAAAAUUACUCAAUUAUACAUUAUGUAAUUUUAAUCUCAUAGUAUUUAUGUCUUUCAGUAACCCUUGAUACACAGUUUAAUUGAAAAUCCCAAAUAACCUUGUCGAUAUUAGUUCAUUUUUAAAUUAAAACCUCGUUUUUUUUUCUGAAUAUUUGGAUUGUUUUUUGUAAUGUAUUUUUUUCACAAUAAUGUGCAAUAUCAUGUGGCAUCCAAAUUUACAAUGUUGAAAAGUUUACAAGCAGGACCCAUGUCUUCGAAAUGGUGUUUCCAUAUUUUUACUUCACCGCAUUGUGUUUGUGUUUUCAAAUAAAUUUAAAUACCUAAUGUG
Molecule: messenger RNA, 3798 nt
Organism: Ciona intestinalis (vase tunicate)
Lineage: Eukaryota; Metazoa; Chordata; Ascidiacea; Phlebobranchia; Cionidae
Source: RefSeq, a predicted model, not a curated record